CUCGUUGUUGUCUCGUCCUCGAUGAUGAAAGAUAACUAGUGUAGUCCCGGCUUACAUCCUCUGGCGUCACACAAUUUUAAAGCUAAAAUAAAAUAUUUCUGAACGCAGUCGUACCUAGGUCCCACCACGCCAUCUAUACCUGUCAACUCAUUCGGUUUUCCGUGUUUAAUGGCGUCACGUUUGCGGUCGUGAAAAAUUUGUUAUUUAGUGUUUUUUGUACUGAAUAUUCGAAAUAAUGGAAAUAAAAAGGAAAGGAGAACAUAAACUUCCUCUACUGAAAAAGAUUCGACGGUUGGAAAAGAAAAUAAUCAGUUUACCGGAAUCCGAUGACGAAGUUAAGGAGAUUGAAGGUGAAAUUGAAAGUGAAAAUGAGAAUGAUCAUCCUGAAACAGAAUUCCUCGAGGAUCUUAUCCUUGACGAGGAUUACAACAAAAAGGAGGAAUUAGGGGAUGAAGUACUGAAUAUACUAGGAGUGGCUCCCGCUCCAACCCCUAAGAAUGCACUUCUGCUCAAACAAAUUGCUGAGAGAUGGUGCGAGAUCCUGGAGAAAGGACUGAAAAAAGAUGAAAAAGAAACAGUUACAAAAGACAAUCCAGCCUUCCAGAAUGUACUCAAGAUGUGUGCUCAAAAACAUAAUAAGGAAGUUGCCGCUGCUCUAAAGACAGGGCUAAGAGAAGGGAUCAAGUAA
Molecule: messenger RNA, 688 nt
Organism: Ostrinia nubilalis (European corn borer)
Lineage: Eukaryota; Metazoa; Arthropoda; Insecta; Lepidoptera; Crambidae
Exons: 2
Coding region: 236-688 (150 amino acids)
Source: RefSeq, a predicted model, not a curated record